AUGGUGCACGCCGAGAUGACUCUGCGGAAUUUAUUCAUGCCAAAGCAAGCGGUUUAUCAAGAUGCUGAGCCCGAGUCUAUUAAUGUGCUUGCCAUAUUAUCUCGAGGGAAGAUGCAUUUUAACAAUUAUGACUACGUAAAAUCUCUUGCCAGUUUCGAUGUAGUAUUAGAUUUGGAUCCCAGCAACGUAGAUGCUUUAAUUUAUCGUGGUAAAAUUCUUUAUAUGUUUGGACAAUACGAGGAUUCUCUAAAGGACCUAGAUCGAGCCUUGACAAUCGAUUCGGUUAACGUUCAGGCGCUGAUAACUCGAGGAAACACUUUAUGGAUGCUAAAAAAGUUUAGUGAAUGCCUUGCGGAUUUCUGUGUUGCCUUAGACAUCGAAUCAAAUAAUCCGCAUGCGUUAAAACUUCGAGGAAAAUUUUAUAGAUUGUUGGGUAAGUUCGACGAAUCACUUGAAGAUUUUAAUAAAUCACUAGAAUUGGGACAUGAUAGCGCUUUCGCGCUAAGAUCCCGUGGUGAGCUGCAUCACAUGCUUGGUAAUUUCGAAGAGUCUCUCGCGGACUUGAAUCAAUCCUUGCAAAUCGAACCGGAUAAUAUUUUCGCUUUGAGGUCCCGGGGUGCAACGCUUUUCAUGUUAAAAUAUUAUAAGGAGGCACUGACCGAUUUUAAUAAAGUAUUGGAGAUGAAUCCAAAUGAUAGUUUCGCCAAUGAGUACAAAGAUGCAAUCUUCCUGAGGCAAAAUCUGGUUAACCAACUUCCCCGGUCCCAAGAAAGUAAUUAA
Molecule: messenger RNA, 780 nt
Organism: Acaulospora morrowiae
Lineage: Eukaryota; Fungi; Glomeromycota; Glomeromycetes; Diversisporales; Acaulosporaceae
Source: the annotation of a GenBank genome assembly